CAUUCAGAGUUGGCCAAAAAAGUUGACAAGGUUGAUGUUUUUCUCCUAUGAAAUAAAAUGGCACGUUCUGUUCACACAGAAAUUUGUCUUCUCGUUUAACUUUUUAGUUGCUCAUCAUGAGAAACAGGAGUAACUCUGGGGUACGGCUAGAUUACUACCAACGAUUGGUGACUAAAACUAUAUUGAAGCAACAGAAUCCAGUAACUGGACUGUUCGGAACAGCAGAACAUAGCAGUCAUGCCUGGGUUCGAGACAAUGUGUACACCAUUUUGGCAGUCUGGGGUGUUGCUUUGGCAUACAGGAAAAAUGCUGACUUGGAUGAAGAUCUGGCCAAAGCUUAUGAGUUGGAACAGUCCGUAGUGAAGUUGAUGCGAGGCCUACUGAGAUGUAUGAUGCUCCAAGUGGACAAGUUGGAGAAGUUCAAGAAAACCCAGAGUCCCCGAGACUGUCUGCAUGCCAAAUACUCAAGUCUGACAGGGAAAACCGUGGUCGGCGACAAGGAGUGGGGUCACCUCCAGAUUGAUGCCACAUCACUGUUUAUUUUAUACCUAGCUCAGAUGACAGCGGCAGGUCUACAAAUCAUUUUUACUCUGGAUGAGGUUGCUUUUGUCCAGAAUUUGGUGUUCUACAUUGAGACUGCAUACAGGACUCCAGACUACGGAAUAUGGGAGAGAGGAGACAAAACAAACCAUGGUCUUCCAGAACUCAACUCCAGCUCUAUUGGAAUGGCAAAGGCAGCAUUAGAAGCGAUAAAUGAGGUUGACCUAUUUGGAGCGCGGGGAGGCCAAUCUUCAGUCAUCCAUGCCCUACCAGACGAGGCUCAGCAGUGUCAGGCCAUUCUUCACUCUAUGCUGCCUAGGGAAUCCAAUUCCAAGGAGAUAGAUGCUGCCCUCAUUACUGUGAUCAGUUUUCCAGCAUUUGCUGUCGACGACAUUGAAAUCAUCAACAGAACUAGGAAGGAAAUUGAGGAAAAGCUCAUGGGCAAACACGGAUGUAUAAGGUUCCUAAGAGACGGGUAUAAAACUGCGCGAGAGGACCCCAACAGACUUCACUACGAGCCAUGGGAGCUGCUCAUGUUUGAGAAGAUAGAGAACCAGUGGCCCGUGUUCUACGCCUACUUCAUACUUGACGGCCUAUAUAGAGGGGAUACUGAUAGUGUUGAGAAAUACAAGGAGCUCCUGGAACCAUUGAUCAUUAAGUCCGAGGACGGGAUACCUUCCAUACCAGAAAUGUACUCUGUGCCGAAGGAUAAGGUGGAGCAGGAGAUUCGUCACCCACACUCCCAGGUGCGACAGUUGACUGGGAAGAAGCUACAUAUGUGGGGCCAGUCACUGUACAUCCUCGGUAGACUAGUUGAUGAGAAAUUUAUCUCUCCCGGAGAACUGGAUCCUCUGAACAGACGACUGAUCACAGAACCCAGACCAGAUGUCGUGGUGCAGGUUGUAAUAGUUGCGGAGGAUGUGACAAUGCAAAACCUCCUAGCAUCACAGGGAAUAUAUGUACAGACAAUGAGUGAGGUGUCCCCUAUACAGGUCUACCCAGCAAGGGUACUCAGUCAGAUAUACUCCCUCCUAGGCAAGAACAAGCGUAUGGGUUUGACAGGUAGGCCAUCAAGUGAGAUUGGUCUCCUUGCAACCAGCAAACUGUACAUUCUGCAGGAUGAGAUCCUGGCUUUCAUACCUCAGUUUUUGGACUCUCAACAAUUUUACACUUCCCUUGACGCCAAUUAUAUGGUCGAUAUUCUACGGUCUGAAGUUUCCUUCAUAAAAAAAUGUUGGAAAGGCAUGGGUCGACCACUUUUAGCUAUAAGCCUAAAUUCCACUCUACUUGACCAGUAUAUGCAGCCUCCAAGUUCGCUGAUCGGAACGAUUCGUAAGCUACAGAGUGGCUACAUUGCUGGCACUAGAGUCCAUCUGGGACAAUUGAGUGAUUUUGUGUCGACGUCGUGCGUCACGAAAUUGAGCUUCGUGCAGAAUGCGGAAGAAUCAGGCACAGACACACAGAUUCUAGACAUCAUAGGCGAUGUAUUGAAGAGGUCUAGCCCACGACCCCGUCUGCUUAGUAUGGGUCGUAAAGCCUCGAAGUCGUACAAAUCUAGCUCUGUGAGGGGCAUAGUGCGAAGAUCAAGGUCAAUCACUGUGGACGCCCAGGAUGUCCCAGCAAUACAUGCUCAGUUACGGCAGCGCAGAGCUUUGAUGACACCUACAUCACCUGAACAGUCAGCAUUGGGUUUAGCUAUAAAGAAACUUGAAGCUGGAGCACAGAGAAUUAGGAGAAAAGGUGUGACUAGCAUUAUCCAGGAGGGGUCUUUGCCAAGAAUUCCCACUAACGAAGAGCUUUCCCACCCUCACCUGAAGGGGACCCACUCCCCGUUCCAGUCCCCAUAUGGCACGCCCCACACCAGCCCCCCAUCGUCUCCAAAGGCGUCCCAUCGAGUGUGGCCCCACAUGGACAAGUUUAGUAAAGAUGCCACUUACCAGAAUGUCAACGUGCACGAGAUUGUACAGCAGUUGUCGCUCUCUGAGAAUCUCAACGAGCAAGCGGACAUAAUACAUUACCUUUACGUGAAAAUGGGCCCAGACUGGGAUACAGAGGUUGAUAGCAAGUCAUGCACAGUCAAGGAGCUACUGGUGGAACUCUAUGAAAAGGCUGGCCACUGGAAGCAAUGGUGGCUGGUGAGACACUCCGCAGGUAUGCUGAGGAAACGUGUGGAGGAUCUCGCUCUGGCUGCUACAGACCUACUAGUGCGACAGAAACAGUUGUCCGUGGGGCUGCCUCCGGACAGGGAGAAGAUUAUCACAUGUCCCCUGCCCCCAGAUGAGCUGGCGGCCAUCAUCUAUGAGGCUUGUGGGGAGGACCUCAGUACAGCAUCACUUACACAAGAGUUGCUGAUCUACCUUGCCAUGUUUAUUAGAACUGAGCCGAAACUCUUUCAUGAAAUGUUGAGACUUCGUGUAGGGCUUAUCAUACAAGUCAUGGCAACUGAGUUGGCCAGGAUCUUCAAGUGCUCAGGAGAAGAAGCCUCUGAUCACCUGUUAAACCUCUCGCCGUAUGAGUUGAAGAUGAUGUUACACCACAUUCUCAGUGGCAAGGAGUUCAUGAUUACCACAGUUAUGACCGAGUAUGAUGAUGAAUACAAGUUUUCUGUUGUCGCAAAGCAGUCGAAACAAGAUACUUCUGCUUUUGCCAAAAGGCUCAGCAGAAAAGAAACUGUGAAUCAACAGAAACUUCCUGCUAUAUCGGUCCAGCCCAAUGCCGAUGACAUGGAUGAUGAGAUGGAGGACCGACAGGGUCAGUGGCUCAGACGGCGCCGUCUAGACGGAGCACUCAACCGUGUCCCUGUUGGCUUCUACACGCAAGUCUGGCAAGUGCUUCAAAAGUGCCAUGGCCUGAGUAUCUGUAACAACUUCUUGGCCCACAGCCUUACACGGGAGAUGACAUCAGGAGAGUUCAAAUUCGCCCUGCAGGUAGAACGCGUCCUCAAUAUGAUCCCUCAGCCCGAGUAUCGCCAGCUCAUGGUCGAGGCAUUGAUGGUUACCACGCUACUUGUGGACGGAGAUUGUAAGAUUAACCUUAGCGGGCAGGUCAUACACGUGGAUAAGAUUGUUCAUAUGGCAAAUGACAUCUUCAUAGAGGAACAGAAAAUACCCUAUGUAGUAGCCGAGAACUCCUUGGGUGCGGCUGGUAUCUGCCUACAUCUGUACGACACUGCUCCCAGUGGACGCUACGGCACAAUGUCAUACUUGGCUCGGGGGCUCGCUACGGUGCUAAAUCUGAGCGACCACCAGAAUCUGGAGUGUGCAAUUAGCUGAGAUUGUUUGACACAAAUGGCCUGUAUUGAUUCUCCAAUGUACAUGUAUGGAGAGUUCUUGAAGUUUUUCAGGAUAUCUUGAUUUUUGAUAUUGAAGAGCAAAUGUACCAUUCUAAGGGUCUUUUGUGGAAGAGACAAAAAAAUGUCAUGUAUAUGGAUAAUUGUCACAAUUUUUUUGGAAGGUAACAAAUUCUGAUAUUUUUUAUAAAGAGCACACAAUUCUUAAUGCUGUUUUUUAUUUUGAUUUAUGAGUAUUGAGAAAGAUUGUAAAAAUACUGGAUUAUGUCAUGAUAUGUUGAACCUCUGCACAAUUUUAUGUGUGCUUUCUUGAUGAGAAGAGAAGAAUUAUUUCUAGUGUAUUUAGAGAGAUGGAAAGAUUUCACACACUAUUAAAUUAUUUUCUGGCUUUUUUGACAAUUUUUUGUUUUAAACAAAUGACAUACAUGGAAGACUGACAGUUGUGUGCUUUUUACUGUGGCUGGUUAUGCAUUUGGGCAGGGCUAGUAAGCAUGACAAUAAACUUACAUGUUGAUAUUACAAGUAAUAUAAGUUCAAAUCAUAUCUAUAAUCAGAAUUUGUGAGACGAAAAACAAGCUCAACUUGCAUGUUAAAGUAUUUUUAAUUGUUUUUCUCUGUUCAUAUUCAAUCAAUAUUUCUCUUUUCAUAAUUAUGUAAAUAAUAUAUAUUGUAUUAUAUUGGUAAAACAAGAGAUUAAGGGACAUACCUCUUGCAAUGUUUCAGAAAUCGCAACAAUUAUAUGAACACCACAUUAAUCUAAACGGAAGUGAUUUGAAUAUGGGUGAAAAAUAUGAUAUAAAUGUAAAAUAGAAAGUGACCAUGCAUUUCUGAACAUCAAAUUGAUAAAAAUAUCGCUUUAAGAUGCAAUGGCCUGUGAACAAAUACACAUUAAGAGGAUGCAACACAAGACUGAUGUUAGGUCAUAUUAAAAAUUAUAAUGGCAGGCGUAGCUUCCAUCUUGGUUUGAGCCUUCACCUUUAAUGUUCUGUACAUGUACAUUAAUUUGCAUGUUCUUUGCUGCAAUGUAUAGAUUUUUUGUAAUCCUAUAUAUAUAAUAUGCCAAUGUAAGCUUAUACAAAAAACAUAUUGUAUUGAACAUAUGUGUAGUCAAAUUAAAAUGUUAAAGUGUUGAAAUAUUAUUGCUCAUUGAAGUUGAUGCCCUUCAUUGCCUUAAUUUUGGGGACUAUUUUUUUCAUUUUGAGUGUCUUCAUACUCUGUAGGAAAAUGUUCAUUUCUUAGAAAUAAAGCACAAGGAAAAUUGUUUUUUUAGAAUCUCAAAUGGAUUUUAAAAUAUUUGAUGAAUUUUUAUCACAUCUGUUUUUCAUCAGUUGUGGUAUUGUCAUAGACUAAGUGUUACUGUUGGAGUUGUAGCGCUAAAUUUUUAACUUUGGUCUUACAUUUGAAAUUAUUAAAGAUAUUCAAUUGAAUAUUGCCAUUGAGUCAAUAAAUACAUGUGUAGCAAGCGUCAUAACUCUGGCUGAAAUUAAUGCUGAGUUUUGUCCCUUGAUUAACUUAAAUUUAAACAGACUUCUGUGAGUGUUCAUUCUGCAGUGCACUUGUUUUUAAAAUAAACAUAGAUGUGCUUAUUACUAUGUCAUUGUUUUCCCCAGUUCUGUCAAAUAAAAACUAUUUGAUUUGGCAGAGGUGAGAAUCUUUAUAUAUGUAUUUGGUCUGAUGUUUGCUGCAUGAUUAUGUAGUUCUGUGAUAAUGAUUUUUUACCAAAAAUAUUAUUUUACUGUCUUUUUAAUACAAGAUUUUCUUAGUACUUUCAUUAUGUGAAGUAGCAAUUGAUUUUGUUUUCGCACGCAUGCUUCCCACCAUCUGUUGUAUAUAAUCAUUAAAAAGUUAUGAAUAUUGAAUGUUUUGUUUUUGUGCCCAAUAAAUCAAAUAAAUCAACGAAAUUUAAAAUGUUACCGUUUUUUUA
This is a messenger RNA of Mya arenaria, 5753 nucleotides long. Its product is annotated as phosphorylase b kinase regulatory subunit alpha, liver isoform-like. The transcript is spliced from 31 exons. The coding region runs from base 117 to 3812 and encodes 1231 amino acids. Gene Ontology annotation, biological process: glycogen metabolic process. The record is from RefSeq and is a predicted model, not a curated record. Lineage: Eukaryota; Metazoa; Mollusca; Bivalvia; Myida; Myidae. Gene Ontology annotation, cellular component: phosphorylase kinase complex. Gene Ontology annotation, molecular function: calmodulin binding.